Messenger RNA from Aspergillus alliaceus, 711 nucleotides. RefSeq lists its product as uncharacterized. The record is from RefSeq and is a predicted model, not a curated record. The transcript has a single exon. The annotation marks the transcript as partial. Lineage: Eukaryota; Fungi; Ascomycota; Eurotiomycetes; Eurotiales; Aspergillaceae.
CCCGCCGCUCCUGGUGCUCCUGCCGAGUCUGCUGCUCCUGGUGCUCCCGCUGAGUCUGCUGCUCCUGGUGCUCCUGCCCAGCCCGCCGCUCCUGGUGCUCCUGCCGAGUCUGCUGCUCCUGCCGCUCCUGCCGAGUCUGCUGCCCCAGGUGCUCCUGCCCAGCCCGCCGCUCCUGGUGCUCCUGCCGAGUCUGCUGCUCCUGCUGCUCCUGCCGCCCCUGCUGAGUCUGCUGCCCCAGGUGCUCCUGCCCAGCCCGCUGCUCCUGCCGCUCCUGGAGCCCCUGCUGAAUCCGCCGCCCCGGGUGCUCCUGCCCAGCCUGCCGCUCCUGCCGAGUCUGCUGCUCCUGGUGCUCCCGCUCAGCCUAGCGGCCCUCUCAUCAAGACUACCGCUCCAGCGGCGCAGCCUAGCGCCCCUGCCGCCCAGACCAGUGCCCCCGCAGUCCACCCAGUCGGCCCGGGUGCUAACUCUACCGCCCCUGCUGUGACUCCCAAGCCCUCUCCAAGCUCAGGCUUCCCCAAGUUCAUCAACUCAACCAUCCCUAAGACCCACACUUCUAGCCAAAUCAGUGGUGGGAACUUCGUCGGCGGCGGCGAAUCUCCCGCUAAGCCGACCUCGACUGGCUUCGCUCCUACCAGCCCCGGCUCCAAGCUCAUUGUCCCCGGCCUCACGGCUGUCGGGGGUCUCGUCAUUGGGCUGAUGCUCAUGGCGUAA